CCACGUCUCUUACCUAUUGAUGGUCAACUAACCAACUAGUGGUGAAGUUGUUCUACUUGCUCACUGUCUCACAACUCUUUCAUGGCCAAUUCCUUCCUCUUGUUCACAUUCCUUGCUCUUCUCUUCUCCUUAUCUGCAACAACAUCGUCAUCUUCCCAUGAUCAGCAAGAAAAAGAAAACGCUCCCAUCUCCCGCUUUCAACAAUACCUCAGAUUCAACACUGCCCAUCCAAACCCCAACUACACUGCUCCAGUCUCCUUUCUCGCCUCUCUCGCUCAAUCCAUCGGUCUUAAAACUCUAACAAUAGAAUUCACUCCUAACAAGCCCGUCCUUCUCGUAACCUGGUCAGGUUCUAGUCCAUCCCUUCCUUCAAUCCUAUUCAAUUCCCAUCUCGACUCUGUCCCCGCUGAACCCACAAAAUGGGUUCACCCGCCUUUCUCCGCCGUCCGCACAGCCGAUGGGAAAAUCUUCGCCCGUGGAGCACAAGAUGACAAGUGCAUAGCUAUUCAGUAUCUAGAAGCCGUUGGCAACUUGAAAGCUAAAAACUUCAUCCCUACUCGAACAAUACACAUCUCCUAUGUACCUGAUGAGGAGAUUGGUGGGCUUGAUGGGGCAGCCAAGUUUUUUGAUUCGAAGGAAUUUCGAGAUUUGAAUGUUGGGUUCGCCCUUGAUGAAGGGCAGGCGUCAGUGAGUGAUGAGUUUAGAGUGUUUUAUGCUGAUAGGUCGCCGUGGAACCUGAUAAUAAAGGCGAAAGGACAGCCUGGGCAUGGUUCGAGGAUGUAUGAUAAUGGGGCUAUGGACAAUUUAAUGAAGAGUAUAGAGAUUAUUAUUAGAUUUAGAGAGAGUCAGUUUGAUAUUGUUAAAGCUGGGAAAGCAGCCAAUUCAGAAGUCAUUUCAGUUAAUACGGUUUAUUUAAAAGCUGGGAUACCUUCUCCUACUGGAUUUGUCAUGAAUCUACAACCUUCUGAGGCAGAAGCAGGGUUUGAUUUAAGAUUGCCUCCUACAGCAGACCCCGAUCUAAUGAAGAAAAUAAUUGCUGAAGAGUGGGCACCUGCUAUACGCAACAUUACAUAUGAGAUAAUUGAGAAAGGACCCAUAAGAGAUUAUAAGGGGCGGCCAUUGAUGACAUUGACGGAUGAUUCCAAUCCAUGGUGGCCAGUUUUCAAGCAAGCUAUCGUAGCAGCUGGAGGAAAAGUUUCGAAGCCUGAAAUCUUGUCUUCAACAACUGAUGCAAGGUUCAUAAGACAGUUGGGCAUUCCUGUUUUUGGUUUCUCUCCGAUGACGAAUACUCCCAUCUUAUUGCAUGACCAUAAUGAGUUCUUGAAGGAUACCACAUUCUUGAGGGGAAUUGAGGUGUACGAGCACAUAAUCAGUUCUUUGAGCUCCUUUGUGGAAGUUCAGUCAAUAUAGACAUUCUCAGUUCACUAGUAUCUUUUUACUAGUAAAAAAAGGGAUAAGAUACUAAUGAAAGUUCAAAUUUGUGUGAAUGGCAAUUAAUUCUUGAUUUGUACAUUAAGAGGCUCAAACCUAAGCUUUGGUUUAUGCUUAUUGCCCACUACCUGAAGCCUAUUCCACGUAAAAGGUCUGGACUGGAGAAUGAUAUGUGCAAGUAAAUCUAAUUGUAGUUAAGCAUCAAAGUAAUAUUUUUGGCAUUGAGAAAAAUAAUUUGUUGAAAACAAUUAUUGGAGUUUGUUAAUAUUUAUUUUUGAGAUAAA
This is a messenger RNA of Jatropha curcas, 1715 nucleotides long. Its product is annotated as Peptidase M20/M25/M40 family protein. Gene Ontology annotation, cellular component: cytoplasm. Gene Ontology annotation, molecular function: aminoacylase activity. Lineage: Eukaryota; Viridiplantae; Streptophyta; Magnoliopsida; Malpighiales; Euphorbiaceae. The record is from RefSeq and is a predicted model, not a curated record. Gene Ontology annotation, biological process: amino acid metabolic process.